Molecule: messenger RNA, 1025 nt
Organism: Centropristis striata (black sea bass)
Lineage: Eukaryota; Metazoa; Chordata; Actinopteri; Perciformes; Serranidae
Gene: pnhd
Product: pinhead
Exons: 6
Coding region: 1-906 (301 amino acids)
Source: RefSeq, a predicted model, not a curated record
AUGAGCAAACACAGAGAUCACAGAAACCUGUUCACACAGAGACUCUGCUGCAAAAGACAGAGCCACUUCGUCUACAUCGGACAGGACAUCUCCGGGAGUCCUGUCAGUGUGGAUGUGGGAAUGUGCAGGUCGCACUGUGGGGGAGCAUCCAGGCCAUCACAUGAAGCAGGACAGAAGGAAUACUCACAACAUUCCUCAAUGCUGGAAUUUCUCAGGAGCAAGAAAGUAAGUGAUAUGACACCUCGCGGAGCUGCAGCUGCAGAGCGCCCGGAGCCGCCGCCGAACCAGCUGCCCUCCUGCGGGAUGAACCACGUGUGUGAGCCGACCGGGAUGCGUGUGGACCGGGUGCUGCUGUUGGAGGGACCCCGGGAGGUGGAGGUCAUCGAGGAGUGCCACUGUGAGGUCAGGCUGACCCAGUGCAUCCGAGUCCCCGCACUGAGGACCUACUACUCCGAGACACCGUAUGAGACGGUCAUCGACGUGGGAGGAUGCUCCAGGUCCAAGGGUUCCCCAGAGGGCUUCUCCUGUCUCCCCACUAAGUUUGACUCAGCUCUGGUGGAAACCCCAAACAAAGUGGACCUCAUCCAGACAGUGGCGACCUGUGAGCUGAAGGAGAGCUGCUACAGGGUCCCAUACGUGGAGUAUUACUAUGAAAUAGUCCACCAUGAAGAUGGAGUCAAAGAGGAGAGGCUCAAAGAAAUAGAUGUGGGCAGAUGUUUGGGAGGCUGCACUACAGGAAACCGAUGCCUUCUCAGGAGUCCAUCGGAUCCAGCAAUCUGCCACUUAUGGGCUGAGAGACAGUCCAGCUCCUGUGUUUCUCAGGGCUACGAGAGCCACAGCUUCCUGAACCAGCAUGGGCAGAUACGCACUGUCCUCUCCAUCACUUCCUGCCUCUGCCAAAACUGAACACUGCGCCCCCUACUGGGAAACAACUUCCAGUCCCAACUCUCUAAAAGUUUACAUUCACAGCCCACUGAUGACCCCAGCCAAAUAAAAUGUGUUUAAGAAUUUGCUAGCCUAAAGUA